AGUGCUCUUCAGCAAGACUGACUGAUGAAAGAAACCUCCUCCCUUCCAUAUUCACAAAAAUGAUAAUCCACACAAAUAACAGCUCCCAGAUGUUACAAACUGCAAUUCAUCCCAUAGUUUUCAAAAUUAAACUACCCCUAGUGGUAAGUAAUAUGUACACUAGGUCCACGAACGCGUGCGAUGACGUUCUCCUGUCAGAACUGCCUGCACAUCUUCCUCAACAUCACCGCUUCUGCCACAGACGCUAACCUAUUACAGCGCGCAUGUCAACUUCCGACAAGUGCGUACGAAGAACAGAACCUGCCAUCAGAAACCGAUCCUUCUUUUUCUUUUUUUCGGCAUCAACCAAGACCGGCAGCGGCGUCCCCUCCUGGCUAGCGUAAAACAAGGUCACCAUUCAUGCCGAUCGCCCCUCUCGUUCCCCUUCUGGCACAUUUCUUCCCUCUCCUCCGCUCGUGCAAACAGGCAGCCUGCCAAACAACACCAAAAAGCAGCUUCUGGAUGAGGAAGGAAGGAAAAGAGAUCCAGCGGCCAACAGUCACCCGCCGGCGAACGGUUACUGGGUUGUCGAAGCACAGACGAACUUGCGGAAUCGCCUGGUGACAGUUUGGAUUUCUUGUGCCUCGGAGUUCGUCUUUUGGGUUACGAAUCGUGACUCGUCGUCCGUGGACCCGAUGUGGAAGAGGUCGGCGUUUGGUUAACCCGGCCGGUGUGUGACUUCGCCAAGUGACCCGGUCCUGCUGGACUGCGCGCUUCGCUAACUCUUUCGGUGCAUCAUGGAGGCUCGUCCGGAUAGCGGUCAUCGCCCGCGCUCUGCGCUACACUGGGCAGUCCUCUGGACGGUCCUCGGCCUCCGAUGGUGCUCCGGUCAGAGCUGUGGGCCACGCGUCUCUGCGAGGUUUCUCCUGGACCUUCCAUGUGACAUGAGCCAUGACAACCUCUGCAACGUCCCCGGAAGCGCUUAUCCCUGGCACGCCGUGCGACGUUACAUCUUCGAAAACCAAGGGUUGAUGCGUCGUAUGUACGGCGAACAGCGUCACAGCCUCAUCGUCUCCAGCGAGAUCGAGGAGGCGAGACUGCGAUAUGACAAUUCCCUCUCUCUAGUCAGCCAUCGCUCAGCAGCUGGCCGAUCGGUGUCCAGAGUUCGGCCAAACAGUCGAUACGCUGCACGGCGAAAAACGCCCAGACCUUCUCCACAGCCCUCGUCUGCGGCGACGACGACGACCACGCCUUCUGAGAUCUCUACUUCACCGUCACCCUCUCUAGUCUUGACAACGGCUAGCGAAGACAGGAAGGCUACGACAACAACUCCUGCAUAUUCGGCGGGUCCACGUCCAGAUGAAGGUGAAACAGGACCAAAUAUAAACACAAGUGCAGAGCGCGAACCGACGACAACAUCAGGUUACGCCACAACCACAACAAUGCCUUCGAGCGAGGCAACCACGGCCGCUGACAAAGAAGACGGACCAUCGUAUGCCGCAGGCGUUCCCCUGACGCAAGAUCCCGGUCCUGCGGUUCAUGUGACAGAGCCCCCGUUCGAGCCUAAGCGAACGCCAGUUGUGGACAGCAAUCAUAUUGACAUGGUUGACGGAGACGCUCAUGUAGAAGUUGAGGAGGACGAAAUGGUUGCCGCCGAGGAUGCUAAGACGGAGAGUAGCACGGAAGGAGUUCCGCUUCGGAAAGGAAUGAAUGCCUGUCCAGUGAAGCAAGAAGUUCUAGCACCAUAUUGGGCAAACAAUACACGAGGAGAAGUGCUGGCACUGCUCAACGUGUACCCCUUCGAGCAAUACAUUCACGUCGAAAAAUGCGCGUUCGAGAACCACAAGAUGUUCUGCCGCGAGGGCUGUCGGUGUGAGCAACAAUACCGUCUUCAUCGGCUGCUGGCGUUCGACCCCCGUAACGAGUGCCGCGGAAUCUUCGCAGAUUGGUUUCGCUUCCCAUCAUGUUGCGUUUGUAUCUGCUACGACAUCGGAACUCCUUCCAUGUACAGGUCGGGCAGGCAGACUGUCGCCGAAAACCACCACUAGUGCCAGAAAAUAUUUAUGCGUUUUAAUAAAAGUUAGUUUCUUUUUA
Messenger RNA from Ornithodoros turicata, 2073 nucleotides. RefSeq names its product protein spaetzle 4-like. Gene Ontology annotation, cellular component: extracellular region. NCBI's taxonomy places the organism in Eukaryota, Metazoa, Arthropoda, Arachnida, Ixodida, Argasidae. Bases 777 to 2027 code for a protein of 416 amino acids. The transcript is spliced from 6 exons. Gene Ontology annotation, biological process: innate immune response; central nervous system formation. The record is from RefSeq and is a predicted model, not a curated record. Gene Ontology annotation, molecular function: Toll binding; growth factor activity.